Messenger RNA from Helianthus annuus (common sunflower), 1230 nucleotides. RefSeq names its product trithorax group protein osa-like. NCBI's taxonomy places the organism in Eukaryota, Viridiplantae, Streptophyta, Magnoliopsida, Asterales, Asteraceae. The transcript has a single exon. The record is from RefSeq and is a predicted model, not a curated record. Bases 1 to 1230 code for a protein of 409 amino acids.
AUGCCACCCAGAUUCCUUCGCGGUAGAGGCAAAGGACCCGUGACAGGUCAUGAUCACGAGGCCGGGCCUUCGCACCGGCGUACUCCAUCUAUCACUAUGAGCACAAGCCCGCAAGAGCCAUGGAGGCUCUAUGUCGAACCCGGAAGGCGAUCUGUAUCCCUUAGCUCUUCACCUUCUUACCAACACUCUUUUGGGCCCCACUCAGAAAACGAGCCCAACAACCAGCCGCCAGCUUUUAUACCUUUACAGAGAUCCAACUCUCAUCAUUCUUUUGGCGACCCAACACCCGUUUUCCAAAGCCGAUUUAACCCGGCUAACCUUCUGCUAGAACCCGUGGGUUUUAACCCACUUGGACCGGAAGACCACUUUUCAGGGGAAAACGACAUGGAUGAGGAUACUGACCCCGUGGAGCCUGCAUCAGGAACGCCGAAUCAUCCCAUUGAGAUCUCAGAUGGGUCAUCAUUCCAUGGAUCGCCAUACCGCGGACCGGACAGUUUUAUGGAAAAGUUCAACCAGUACGAUUGGUACUUCACCCCGUUUGAGCACUCGUCGUCCCACCAGCACCAGCAGCAGCAGCAGUAUCAACAGCAACAGGACCCUUCGGAGGGUCAACGAUUUGUGGCAGUCACACCGCCACCACCACCGCCAGAAGAGCAGCAACCGCCUCCAGAGCCGCCGAGGCGGAGAAGGUCAAAUGCACGGAUGUCCGUGCGAGGUGGAGUUCGAAUCAGUACUCCCCAACCUUCAAGUGGCAGCCAUUACCCGCCACUUCAGGAAGAAGAGGACCCGCAGAUGGGUGGUCCAACAAGCCCUAUACCAGAUGUCAACUCAGUACCUGUGGUACCACCUUUGGGUUUCGAUAACCCGAUUCCUGCGUAUGCUGGGUCAGCGGCAUACAACCCCUUCGAGCAGCCAGCGCACACCCACUACAACUACAACUACGGUUAUGCGGAAGUAGAUCCGUAUCAGGUAGCUCGGGACUACAAUGCCCUUCACCCUGAAGGACCAUACGGAGGGCCAUGGACUACUGGUUACCCGACUUAUGGGUACCCGCAUCAGCCACCUCCUCCACCGGUGUAUCAGCCGCCACAGCCACAGAUUCAGCAGGAAGUCCUUGAGAGGCUGAGCCAAGUUGAACAGGAGGUUCGUGAAGACCGCAGAGAGCGGCAAGGUUUCUUCAAAGGGCUGUCAGACUUGCUUAAGGGGAAGUCAAAGAGGAGGGGUCAUUGA